UCACCGGUGCCCAAGGUGAAGCCUCCACCACCCCCAAGGCGGCCCAAGGCUCCCAAAAAGCCCAAGCUUGAGACCUUCGAGCCAGAGAUGCCCAAGUACUCGGACAAGUGCGUCGGGUAUGGAGAUCUGUGGAAGAAGGUGCAGGAGACAACUGUGAAUGAGGCUGGAGAGGAGGAGUCGAAUGCAGAGGAGCUUGCGACUGAGGAAGAAUCCCAGGCCGGAUACAAGGAUCGACAGAUAGGCAGGCCAAGUGAAAGGCUAUGCAGCGACCUUGCGGGUACUUACGGCGGCAUCCGGAGCAAGUGGGCCGGAGGGGAUGGCAAGGCAAUCCAGAAGCCAAUGCCCUAUGCGUAUGAGGCGCUGAGCUGUCGGACUGUGGCUCGGGAGGAUCCCGAAGUAGGUUGCCUCGACCGAUCAGGCGCUGUGGCCUUCAAGGGCCAGGAGGUCUUCCGGCACCUGAACUUUCUCAUCGAGGGCAUGAACCUUCCUACAACUAUCGCAACCACGUGCGCAGACUUGGCCGACGUUUGCAAGGGCAUCGUCAAUUCUGUUUAUGCGGGCGUCAAGCUCCUCAAGUACACGGGAGCGGAGAUCCUGCAGAGCCAAAUCAACUCAGCGGCCUCGAAAGACUGCUCCGCCGCCCAGGCGAACUUCGCGAGGAUGUUCUGCGAUGUUCACUGCGUCCGGGAUGCGGUGAUCAGAGGAGACAGAACCAUCCUCCGCAACCUCAAGAAAGCCACGGACAUCACAAAUGGCAACACUGCGAAGCUGGCCGAGUGGAUUGUCAAAACUCAGCAGCUCGAUGUUUCUUGGCUGGCCGAGAAGAUUGAUCACCAAACCGUGGUGCAAAACCUU
This is a messenger RNA of Symbiodinium necroappetens, 855 nucleotides long. NCBI's taxonomy places the organism in Eukaryota, Dinophyceae, Suessiales, Symbiodiniaceae. The record is from the annotation of a GenBank genome assembly.